This is a messenger RNA of Trifolium pratense (red clover), 2265 nucleotides long. Its product is annotated as serine/threonine-protein kinase STY8-like. The record is from RefSeq and is a predicted model, not a curated record. Gene Ontology annotation, biological process: protein phosphorylation. Gene Ontology annotation, molecular function: ATP binding; protein kinase activity. Bases 203 to 1864 code for a protein of 553 amino acids. Lineage: Eukaryota; Viridiplantae; Streptophyta; Magnoliopsida; Fabales; Fabaceae. The transcript has 16 exons.
ACAAUAUCCUGCCCCUUAGUUAAGCGGCAUACUCACUGAGUUGACGAAAUUACCCUUCUUCUUUUCUACUUCCAACUCUAACCAGAGUCAAAGAUCCUCUUUCCAUUUCUCAUUUCUAGAAAAUUUUCUCACCAAUAUUUCAAACCGCUUUCUCUUUCUUCACCACCAUGCAUCAAUCUUCAACAUAGAAUACAAAUCAUUCAUGGAUUUACUUGAAGGUGUAGGAGAGAGUUCAUCGCCACCGCGUUCAUUCGGUGGUUACAACAACUACGAUGUAAGGACCGACGUUUAUAACCGUUUGGUUGAAACCGGUCACGAUCAAGCCGUAUCGAAUCCUGAUUUCCGUGAACAGAUUGAAGCUCAUUUCAAUCGUUUACCUCCAAGUUAUGGACUUGAUGUUAAUGUUGAUAGAGCUGAAGAUGUUUUACUUCAUAGAAAUCUUCUUGAUUUGGCAAGAGAUCCGGAUAAGCGUCCCGUUUACCAUAUACGCCUCUUAGAGAAUAUUUCUACUAGGACAGAUGGUGAAGAUCAACAAAUUGGAAGUUCUCAUACUAGCCCUGAGGAGGAGACAUCUUCUCAUGCGAGAAAUGAGGGAGUCAUAGCAUCUCUUAAAAGAACAAGAGAUCUGGCAAUUGAAUUUGAGUCUUGCUCGAAGCUUGAGGACUUAAAUUUGGAUGUUAUGAAGAACUCCAAGGAGACACAGGAAAAAAUUGUACCUGACAGCUUUUCUCAGAGGCAUGAACAUUCAAGUGUCCCAGUUCAUGAAAUAAUAUUUUCUGCUGUUGACAAACCAAAGCUUUUAAGUCAGCUAUCCGCUUUGCUGUCUGAUAUUGGGCUUAACAUCCGGGAAGCACAUGUAUUUUCCACAACUGAUGGCUACUCCCUCGAUGUUUUUGUGGUAGAUGGAUGGCCACUAGAGGAAACCGAAGGUUUGUAUGCUGCUAUGGAAAAAGCUGUAGCAAGGAGUGAGGGGUCGUGGUCUCAUUCUUCAAAUUCUCAUUCAGCUGUGGCAAAAGCCUUAGCAGCAGAAGGAAAAUCCGGAGACUGGGAAAUAGACAGGAGAUCGUUAAAGAUAGGAGAAAAAAUAGCAUCUGGAUCCUGUGGAGAUUUGUAUCAUGGAGUUUAUCUUGGUGAAGAUGUUGCUGUUAAGGUGCUGAAAUCUGAGCAACUGAAUGAUGCCUUAGAAGAUGAGUUUACUCAAGAAGUAGCAAUUUUAAGACAGGUGCGUCAUAAAAAUGUUGUUCGUUUCAUUGGCGCGUGCACAAAGUGUCCACAUUUGUGCAUAGUAACAGAGUAUAUGACUGGGGGAAGUCUAUAUGAUUACUUGCACAAAAAUCAUAAUGUCUUGGAGCUGUCUCAAUUACUCAAGUUUGCAAUUGAUGUCUGCAAGGGAAUGGAGUAUUUGCAUGGAAACAACAUAAUUCACAGGGAUCUGAAGACAGCCAAUUUGCUGAUGGAUACACACAACGUUGUUAAAGUGGCAGAUUUUGGAGUUGCCCGAUUCCUAAUUCAGGGGGGAGUGAUGACUGCAGAAACUGGAACGUAUAGAUGGAUGGCACCAGAGGUCAUAAACCACCAGCCUUAUGAUCAGAAGGCAGAUGUGUUCAGUUUUUCCAUAGUACUGUGGGAACUAGUGACAGCAAAGGUACCAUAUGAUACCAUGACUCCACUACAAGCUGCUUUGGGUGUGAGACAGGGACUGCGACCAGAACUGCCAAAGCAUGGGCACCCUAAGCUAUUAGAUUUGAUGCAAAGAUGUUGGGAAGCUGUUCCAAGCAGUCGUCCAUCCUUCACUGAGAUAAGAGUUGAACUUGAAAAUCUUUUGCUUGAAGUGGAGAAUAGUUCAGAAACUAAUGGUGCUUAACAUGUCAAGCUCAAACUAUUAUAAUCCACUUAUUUUCAGACGACUGGGGAGGGGAGGUCUUUCGCUAUUCAAAUAGCUGUAGAGUUUUUCCAUGCUCCCUUUUGCACCGAGGGAAAACGGACUUCACAAAAGCUGACUAAUACAGAGUGAAAAAAUGUAAAGAGGUACACUAAUGUUAUAGUUGAUAUAACUUAAAUAUAUAUAUCCGAUGAAAAAUCACAUCCAACAUAACUGUGUAAAGAUGUUUUGAAAAGAAGAAUAUGUUUCCAGUUAUUGAUUUGUUUUUUCAAUUAACGUAAAAUCAAUGAAGUGUAUUCUAAGGGUAAUUAUUAUGUUGAGAAAUUAAUGUUUAAUAUUGUAUAUUAUUAAUGACAUAUGAGGCGAUGAUCCCAGCUAUCCAA